AAUCUUAAAAAGCUUAACCCCAAAUCCGGCGACCUCAUAACUGCCCCUCCGCCGUCCCGUCGAAAUGCGAGCUGCUGUGUGCCGUCAGAUUAUCUCCAGAUUUCGAUCGUCCGCACUCUCAUCUCUCCAUUGUAGGACCAUUUCCGCCUCUCCAACCUCUCACCACGGCGCUCUGUCGCCGCCCCUCUCACAACCCUCCAAAGCCUUGCCCAACCCUAACCCCCGGACUAUAACCCCAUCGGAAAGGCAAUUCGAUUCGUGGAUUAACAAACUCCGUCCAGGGUUCACUCCGUCGGACGUCGAUGAAGCCUUGCAGGCCCAAUCGGAUCCGGAUAUGGCACUCGACAUUUUCCGGUGGACGGGCCAGCAGCGAGGCUACAAGCAUGAUCACGUCACUUACCACCGCAUUAUCCGCAUCUCCGUUUCCGGUAAGCGUUACCGGGCUGCUGAAACCCUAGUUGAGGAGGUCUUCGCCGGGGCUUGUCAGCCGAGUCUCCCCUUAUACAAUUACAUGAUUAGGUUCUGUUGCAGCCGGAAAUCGCUGUUCAACCGAGCAUUUGACAUUUACAAGAAAAUGCUGAAAUGUGAGGAUGCUAAGCCAAAUCUGGAAACCUACACGCUAUUACUGAAUGCCCUGCUCCCUAAGUUUAACAAGCUGGCUGUUUCUUAUGUGUACAUGCAUUCCGUGAGAUCAUUAGCUGUGCAAAUGAAGGCAUCUGGUGUGAUUCCGGAUACUUAUGUUUUGAAUAUGAUUAUAAAGGCUUAUUCAAAGUGUCUUGAGGUUGAUGAAGCAAUCCGGGUGUUUCGUGAAAUGGGAUUAUACGGCUGUGAACCAAAUGCAUACACAUAUAGUUAUUUAGCCAAAGGGUUGUGUGAGAAGGGGAGAGUCGAUCAGGGAAAGGGGUUCUAUAAGGACAUGAGGGACAAGGGCUUUAUCCCCAAGGGAAGUACUUACAUGAUUUUGAUAUGCAGUCUAGCAAUGGAGCGGAGAUUCGAGGAAGCUAUUGAUGUGGCCUUCGAUAUGCUGAGCAAUUCGUUGUCUCCUGAUUUGCUGACUUAUAAAACUGUGUUGGAAGAGAUGUGUAGGGAUGGGAAAGGGCAAGAUGCAUUUGACCUUCUUGAAGAGUUUAGAAAGAGGGAUAGUUUCAUGAACGAGAAGACCCACAAGUCUUUGUUGAGCGUGUUGCAUUAUUUAAAUGCGAAGUAGAGGGCUGCUGUCUUCUUGAAGUCAUUUGAAACAUCAAAACCACACCUGUUUUUUGGUAAUUCAGAGUGCCAUAUCUAUGUGUACAGCUUCAAUGGUGCCAUGAGGUUUUUCUCUCUUCAAGACACAUGAUAUUAUAUCGUUCUGUUCUUGGAUUACUCUAUAGGAUUGGCCCAUGGGAGAAAAGAGAUAGUUGAAUGGGGUCCAAUCUCCUCGCAGACUUGAAUGGGAUAAUCAAAGAGGCUAACGAAUCAGCAAUAGAAAAAAUGGGUAUUGGAGGUAUUUGCAGGCCGGCCUUGAUUGGCUGCAUUUUCAGCUGAAAUGGGGGAGUUAUAUGCUUUUUAUUUUCAAGAAAAGGUGAAUAUUCUUCAUUGAAACAAUAGGAAGCAGAACAAAAGCAACGACGUGAAAAGAUCACUGGCCAUCAGAAGAAUGAAGGAGUAAUAGUUUGGAUCUGAUUUAGAAAUACAUGGCAGUGUAGUGUGCCGAUUACUUCGUUCCAUUGAGCGAAAGUUAUGUGCAAGGCUUCAUUGAUUUGUGUAAGCUUAGAUUUCUUUUCUCAAAGUCAUGUAAAUGUGUAACCUUCAUCUUCUUCGCACUUGUUUUUUCGGUGUCUCUGCCCCUUAAAGCCCCUUUUACAUAUUCUCUUCCCUAUAAAUAACUCAUAAUUUU
This is a messenger RNA of Cuscuta campestris, 1876 nucleotides long. NCBI's taxonomy places the organism in Eukaryota, Viridiplantae, Streptophyta, Magnoliopsida, Solanales, Convolvulaceae. The record is from the annotation of a GenBank genome assembly.